AUGGCUUCCAGCUCCGGCGCUGCGGCGCCGGCCGCGAUCACCGUCGAACGGAAGCCAGCGGCGGCUCGCCUGUCGGAGCUCGGCGUCAGGUCUUGUCCCAAGUGGGGCGGUCCUCCGGGGAGGCACGCGCUGAGCUACGGAGCGCGGCAGACGUGCUACAUCGUGAGAGGCAAGGCGAGCGCCACCGUGGAGGGCUCGCCGGAGAGCACCGCCGCCCAGGUCGGCGCCGGGGACCUCGUCGUCUUCGCCAGGGGAACGCAGUGCACCUGGCACAUCGUCGCCGCCGUCGACAUGCGCUACGCCUUCGAUCCGUCCUCUAACAGCAAGGAGCCAACGACUUUGCUCUAUGCAAACUGA
Miscanthus lutarioriparius is the source of this 357-nucleotide messenger RNA. The record is from the annotation of a GenBank genome assembly. Lineage: Eukaryota; Viridiplantae; Streptophyta; Magnoliopsida; Poales; Poaceae.